Vigna radiata var. radiata (mung bean) is the source of this 1210-nucleotide messenger RNA. Its product is annotated as very-long-chain (3R)-3-hydroxyacyl-CoA dehydratase PASTICCINO 2. The transcript is spliced from 10 exons. Gene Ontology annotation, cellular component: endoplasmic reticulum membrane. Gene Ontology annotation, biological process: fatty acid elongation; very long-chain fatty acid biosynthetic process; sphingolipid biosynthetic process. NCBI's taxonomy places the organism in Eukaryota, Viridiplantae, Streptophyta, Magnoliopsida, Fabales, Fabaceae. The record is from RefSeq and is a predicted model, not a curated record. Gene Ontology annotation, molecular function: 3-hydroxyacyl-CoA dehydratase activity. Bases 168 to 833 code for a protein of 221 amino acids.
CGCAUAUUUUGUACUUUCCAACAGACAACUGUUCUCGGUCCCACUGGCAUGUUAUUACGAUACGAAAGUAGUUGAGGAUUGAGCUUCCCAACUGAACCGUUUUAAAAUUUGUAACCCGACACACCUCAUCCAACGUUAAAUCUCCUCCUCGUCCUAGAUCUCUCUUCAUGGCUGGGUUUUUCUCACUUCUAAGGCGCCUCUAUCUCUCCCUUUACAAUUGGACGGUUUUGUUUGGAUGGUGUCAAGUUCUGUAUUUUGUUCUCAAGACGUUGAACGAAUCGGGUCAUGAGCAUGUUUACGGUGCAGCAGAAAAGCCUCUGCUUUAUGCACAAACAGCUGCUGUGUUAGAGAUUCUUCAUGGUUUAGUAGGACUGGUGAGAUCUCCCAUAACAUCGACGUUGCCACAGAUAAGUUCAAGGUUGUUCCUGACUUGGGGCAUUUUAUGGAGUUUUCCUGAGACUCAGUCUCAUGUGCUUGUUACCUCCCUACUGAUCAGCUGGUCCAUCGNAGAGAUCAUUCGGUAUUCUUUCUUUGGUGUCAAAGAGACUUUUGGAUUUACUCCAUCAUGGCUUUUGUGGCUUAGAUACAGCAGCUUCCUGGUUUUGUAUCUAACAGGCAUAAGCAGUGAAGUUGGUCUAAUAUACAUCGCCUUACCGUUCAUCAAGGUUUCUGAGAAGUAUUGCAUAAGGAUGCCAAACAAAUGGAACUCAUCAUUUGAUUACUUUUAUGCCGCAAUUGCUGCAAUUGGAAUCUACGUUCCAGGUAGUCCUCACCUGUAUAAAUACAUGCUUGCACAGAGGAAGAGAGCUCUCUCCAAAUCUAAGAGAGAGUAAUGCCAUAUAUGUUGUUUACAUUGAUUUGGAGUCAAACAUAGGACAUACAUAUGUAUGUCUUGGUUUGAAUCCACAUACAGAGGCACCACGGAAACAAUUGAUUUUCUUGUUAAUGUAUCAUUGAAAGGCAGCAUGCCAGAGAUAGAUAAACUAAUGUAUUUGCUUUUUGGUAACAUGGUGCAUGUAGCUUACUGUAGUUGUGUGUUUCUCAAUCAUAUGCUGCAGAUGUUUAACACCAAAUAAUAAAUCUGAGGUUUUUUCAGGGGAGACAUAAGGGAGAUUCAGCAUUAUUAAGUCGUGAAUAAGUUUAUAUAAGAUAUCAGGACUUCACUUUUAACCUAAAAUAUUAUGACACUGGAUUUAUGAGUCAUUCUAUA